This is a messenger RNA of Bombina bombina (fire-bellied toad), 2194 nucleotides long. RefSeq names its product chromodomain-helicase-DNA-binding protein 4. Gene Ontology annotation, biological process: chromatin remodeling; negative regulation of transcription by RNA polymerase II. Gene Ontology annotation, cellular component: nucleus; chromatin; NuRD complex. The record is from RefSeq and is a predicted model, not a curated record. The coding region runs from base 191 to 2194 and encodes 667 amino acids. Lineage: Eukaryota; Metazoa; Chordata; Amphibia; Anura; Bombinatoridae. Gene Ontology annotation, molecular function: DNA binding; ATP hydrolysis activity; ATP-dependent chromatin remodeler activity. The transcript has 13 exons.
GUGCUAGCGAGAGGCGGGGCCUGUACCAUCACUGCCGGUGCCGGGAGCGGGAGAGAAAGAAAGGGAGGCUGGGAGUGCGCUAGGCCGCGGCCUGAUACUGAGUGACCGAGCUGUCUAUCUGGUGCUAGUCGCACGUCUCUCCUGUGACCCUAAGACUCCAGUGGCCGUUUCCAUUUUGUUGUUCGUCCAGAUGGCUUCUGGACUCGGACCCUCCUCCCCUGGCAGUGAGGGGGAGAUUGAAGUGAUGUUAAACAGCCUGCAGCAAGAUGAGGAUGAGCUUGAUGAAGAUCUCUCCGAGCUGGAAACCCCCAAAAUAAAGAAGAAAAAGAAACCUAAAAAACAACGUGAUUCUAAACCUUCCAAGGGGAAAAGGCAGAAAAAGGAGGAUGUGGAUGACAGCUCAGGGGAAGGGAACGAUUUUGGGGAAGACUGUGCUCCCACUCGCUCUGAUAGUGAAGGCAGUGAUUACACCCCUGGCAAAAAGAAGAAAAAGAAGUUGGGACCGAAGAAAGAGAAAAAGACUAAGGUGAAGAGAGAGGAGGAGGACGACGACGAUGAUGACUCAAAGGAGCCAAAGUCUUCUGGGCAGCUUUUGGAGGACUGGGGUAUGGAGGAUAUUGAUCACAUGUUCACAGAGGACGAUUACCGCACACUCACUAACUAUAAGGCUUUCAGUCAAUUUGUCAGACCUCUCAUUGCAGCCAAGAAUCCAAAGAUCCCAGUUUCCAAAAUGAUGAUGGUUCUAGGAGCCAAGUGGCGCGAGUUUAGCACUAACAACCCUUUCAAGGGUAGCUCUGGGGCAUCUGUGGCGGCGGCGGCUGCUGCAGCAGUUGCUGUAGUAGAAAGCAUGGUGGCUAGUACAGAGGUAGUUGUGCCACCUACCCCAGCUCCUGAAGUUCCCCUGCGCAAAGCCAAGACCAAGGAAGGGAAAGGUCCCAAUGCUCGAAAGAAACCAAAGAUCAUCCGUCCACCGGAGGCUAAGAAACCAAAAGCCAAGAAAGUGGCCCCACUGAAAAUAAAGCUUGGAGGGUUUGGGUCCAAGCGUAAACGUUCCUCCAGUGAGGAGGAUGAUGUUGAAGUGGAGUCGGACUAUGAUGAAGGCAGCAUGAACAGUUUCUCUGUGUCUGACGGAUCUACUAGUAAAAGCAGCCGCAGCAGAAAGCGCAUGAAAGCAAGCAAGAAAAAGAAGAAAGGUGAUGAAGAGCCAUCUGCAGGUGCCGUUGACGGUUAUGAGACAGAUCAUCAGGAUUACUGUGAGGUCUGCCAGCAAGGUGGAGAGAUUAUCUUGUGCGACACUUGCCCUCGCGCCUAUCACAUGGUGUGUCUGGACCCUGAUAUGGACAAAGCUCCAGAGGGCAAGUGGAGCUGCCCCCACUGUGAGAAGGAAGGUGUGCAGUGGGAAGUAAAGGAUGAUAAUUCAGAAUGCGAUGAAGAUCUGGAUGAGACAGGAGGUGAUGCAGAAGAGGAAGACCAUCACAUGGAGUUCUGUCGUGUGUGUAAAGAUGGGGGAGAACUUCUGUGCUGUGAUGCUUGCCCCUCCUCCUACCAUAUCCAUUGUCUUAACCCUCCCUUGCCAGAAAUACCCAAUGGAGAAUGGCUGUGCCCUCGAUGCACGUGCCCUUCCCUCAAAGGUAAAAUUCAGAAGAUCCUAAUAUGGAAAUGGGGGCAGCCACCUCCUGUACCACGUCCAGCAGAUGUUUCUGGUGCCCCACCCCCUAAAACAAUUGAAGGACGUCCGGAGCGUGAGUUUUUUGUCAAAUGGCAAGGGAUGUCCUAUCUCCAUUGCUCCUGGGUGACUGAGCUGCAGUUGGAGCUGCACUGCCAGGUUAUGUUUCGUAAUUACCAACGAAAGAAUGAUAUGGAUGAGCCACCUGCAGGAGAUUACGGAGUAGAUGAGGAGGAGAAAAGUCGCAAAAGGAAAAAUAAAGACCCUAAAUACCUGGAAAUGGAGGAAAAAUUUUAUCGUUAUGGCAUCAAGCCAGAGUGGAUGAUGAUCCACCGCAUAUUAAACCACAGUGUGGACAAGAAGGGUUACGUACACUACCUGAUCAAGUGGAGGGACUUGGCUUAUGACCAGGCUUCCUGGGAGUUGGAGGAUGCCGAUGUGCAGGACUUUGACAUGUACAAACAGGGGUACUGGAAUCACAGGUGGGUUGGAUCAAUGUCAGUAGCUACCAGUUAUGGUAAACCCUGA